Ostreobium quekettii is the source of this 1158-nucleotide messenger RNA. Lineage: Eukaryota; Viridiplantae; Chlorophyta; Ulvophyceae; Bryopsidales; Ostreobiaceae. The record is from the annotation of a GenBank genome assembly.
AUGUCAAAAGAACGCCUGGCGUGGAUCCCCAUGGGGCCUGGGCUUUGGGAAGGCAUCCUGAAGGUUGGGUCGCCGAGGAUACAGAAGGUCUCGGGCAGGUCCCGCUGCACUCAGGCUCAAGCCAGCUUUGCUCUCCUCAUGGCUCUCGGCGUGGCAAACCGAGUCCUGAACAGGAUCGCAGUGGUACCGCUGAAAAACUACGUAUUCUUUCUGGCCCAGUUCCAGACAUUUGGAUACGUGGUAAUUUAUUUUGCCAUUCUUUUUGCUCGCACAAGGACAGGUGCUGUCACUGCUGAAAUGCUGUCAGUUCCGAAAAAACGUUUUGUUUUCAUCGGCUUCUUUGAGGCAGCCUCGCAGUUGCUGGCUUUGAUCGCUGCAGCACAGCUGCCCGGCGUCCUGUUACCCAUCCUCGGCCAAUCGUUGAUCGUGUGGCAAUUCUUGUGGUCUGCGGUGCUCCUGGGCCAAAGAUUUGGUCCAGAGAAGGUGCUGGGAGCGGGCCUGGUUGGGGUUGGCGCAAGCAUGGCUGCCUUGGCUUCCAUGGGCAGCUCAGCUGGGAGCUCGAUGUCUGCCGACCCCUUUUACGUUGCUUUGUACACCUUGGCCUUCUCUUUGCCAUCCCUUGCGAUCAUAUUCAAGGAGCAGAUUUUUGCUGAUGCCAGAAAGAACCUGAAGGGAAAGGAGCUGGAUUUGUUUGUUGUGAAUUCAUUUGGGUCUCUCAUGCAGGCCCUCUGGGUGUGCCUCUCGCUGCCAAUCCUGACAUCACUUCGCAACAUACGCCUCGCUGACCUGCCCCAGUACCUGCUGGAUGGCGGCAAGUGCUUCCUGGGCUCCACUCCCAGCUGUGGGAGCGACUGCACGGGUGCGCCCCUGCUGCCCAUCUUGUACGUCGUGACCAACCUGGCGUUCAACAUUGUGGCGCUGUACGUGCUGCGGAGCUUCGGCGGCGUCCUGACGGUGCUGGGGGCGGCGGGAAUCAUCCCUCUCACUGUCUUCGCCUUCACGUUCAACCUGCCUUUGCUGGGCUCUUCUGGUACGUUGGGACCUACCUUCCUCUUUGGCACCGCCCUAUUGGUGCUCGGAAUGCUGAGCUACAAUGCAAGGGACCUGCUUCCGGUGGUGUCCAAAUGGCUCCAACAGGCGAAGCCAGCCCAGCAGUAG